Eimeria tenella is the source of this 279-nucleotide messenger RNA. Its product is annotated as hypothtetical protein, conserved, putative. Lineage: Eukaryota; Apicomplexa; Conoidasida; Eucoccidiorida; Eimeriidae. Bases 1 to 279 code for a protein of 92 amino acids. The transcript has a single exon. The record is from RefSeq and is a predicted model, not a curated record.
AUGAAAGCCGCUGUUUGCGCGCUGCUGCGGGACCUGCGGGACGUGUGUCUGCUGAGCUGGGUGCCUUACUACGUGAUAGAGCCUGAGGAAGAGUUUGCAUGUCUUUCGAAGUGUUUGUCUUUGGCAGAGAGCUGCAGCACGGAGCAGCAGUUGCUGCCGCUCUCCGCUCCUCUUGCUGCUCUCAUUCUGCAGAACACUCUCCCCAGCAGCCUCCCCGUCCGGCAGCAAAAAGACCUCCUCGAAAAAAUGCUCCGCGCAGCCAAACUCGUCGCCGUCUGA